Messenger RNA from Monopterus albus (swamp eel), 7387 nucleotides. RefSeq names its product neuron navigator 1-like. The record is from RefSeq and is a predicted model, not a curated record. Lineage: Eukaryota; Metazoa; Chordata; Actinopteri; Synbranchiformes; Synbranchidae. Gene Ontology annotation, biological process: neurogenesis; nervous system development; neuron migration. Bases 384 to 7178 code for a protein of 2264 amino acids. Gene Ontology annotation, molecular function: ATP hydrolysis activity; ATP binding. Gene Ontology annotation, cellular component: axon initial segment; microtubule cytoskeleton. The transcript is spliced from 36 exons.
GUUUGCUGUGCAUUGGUUUCACGCUUUUAAAUCAACUCUUGGCAGCUGGAAACACAGAAGAGGGGCCUUGGCAAUAGUGGUCCUGCCUGGCAAAAGUAGACAGGAGCCACGGCAGGGACAGAGCAGGACGCGCUCAGCAGUAGAGAGACUGGAGACUAACUCACUUGAUGUUUAAUCCGAUGCUUGCAGAAGCUUCCUGUCGUGGUGCAUGGUGAGGUGGUGUGAACCAAUGGGAAGGCAGCGGUGAGGAUGCAACAGUGAUCCAGGAAAAAACAGCCCAUUGUUCCUGGGAUGUUGGAGAAGUGUGACGUUCCUCCUGCCACCUCUGCCUGCUUGACCUAACGGUACAGUGACAGACUCAGUACUCCAAUGACAGGUCAGUCAUGAGUGGAGGAGUCAAUGUAAAGUCAGCCCCCCGUGGGCCACCAUCAUCUGGAAUCCCCCUUCCACAUAGCUUGUUGCCCUCUUCUCCCAAAGCAGAUCCUCGCCGCCGGGUUCAUAAUCUGCCCAGGCACUCUUCUCAGACCCCUAAACACACACCCACACACUCUCCUUUACUUUGCCCACGGGGCUCCAGCAUCCCUAGGCCUUCCUCCAGGGACCUACUGCGAGAGGCUAGCCUAAAAACUCAACUCUUCCAGCGGACGGGAGCUCUACCUGCUCCCCAGCUGUCUCGCUCCGCCUGCAGCAGCCCAUUGACCCAGCGCCAUGUACUGCCGCCACAUUCCAAAGACACACUGGAUCUGAGAAAUCCAGCCUUAGUUCACACACCAACACAUUUCCCACAUGAAGGAAAUCGCAACAGAAAUGCCUUCACCAAUAAUAACCAAGCAUGGGGAGCCAGCAGCAUGCGUCCACCACUCCAGUUCAGGAGAGGUGACAAUUCCAACGCUUUAUCCCAGACAAUGAGUGAAAUCAUUCCAGAAAGAGAGGAAGAACCACUAGAAAACCACACAGCCCAGUCUGCCAUCUUCAGCAACAGUAACCUCUGCUCCUCUCUUGCUCAAACAAGUUGUGAGCACGACAUCAGAGGUCACCCUGACUCCACCAGCCAAUCAGAUGAGGACAUGGGGACUCCUGAGGACAACAGUCCAGCUUCUUCUCCUGGUCCCUUGCCUCUGCCACCCAUCACAUUCACCAUGUCAGUUAUGUCCAAAAUGUCUGUUCCUAUGGAGGAUCAAAACUUAGAUAAGGAGGCUAUGUCCAGAGAGGCACACAUACCCAGAGUCAACAUGGCAACUGUGGCUCCCUUCAGUUACAGGUUGCAGGUGCAGGACAGUGAUUUCUCAGUGGACGAGCUGAGUGACUGCUCAUCUGGUUCCAUAGAAGUAUGCUGUGAUGACUUAACACCAGGAGGGAUGCUGGAGGCUAAUGUGGCUAACAUUAGCAUGACAGCUAAGCCCAGAGAGCUGGACCUCAGGUCUGCUGCUGUCACCUGCCAGGAUACUUCAGCCCAGGCCAUGGCCUCUAGGAAACCCUUGGCCAAGCCCUCCGCUUUGCCCCAGGGCCCUUCACGUCCCUCAGAGCUCAAGGUCUACCGGCCCACCUCUGGAUCUAUCCCUGUUCCAAUCCCCAAUACAUCUAGGCUCCGCAAGCAGCAGUCACUUAGCAACUUGUCUGUGCUAACUGAUGCUGAGAAGAAGCUGCACCUGUACCAAUCUCCCCGCUGGAAUGAUGACACAAGUCGGUCUGGCACUGGCACCAGCAAAGCAGGCCAGACUAAGACAGGUCAGACUGGUUGCGGAAGAACACCUCUAUCCCGGACACUUUCAAAGUCAGAACAGUCUCUCUUCCAGGGGAAACCCAAACCUCUCUGUUCUCAGACUAUGACUUCUAAUGUGGGGAAGCCUAGUCGAAUCCCUGCCCCUGGUAAAGCACGCGGACCUUAUGCAGAGGUUAAGCCCAUCAGCAAGGCAUCUGAGGCGGGCCAGGGUGCCGACACAGACCCUGCUGACCGACCGACUAAGGGUAACUCCAUAGGAGCUGGGAAUACUGGGACUAAUGGGAAUAAGCCAGGGGAGAGGGGAAAAUCUGCUGCUUUGUCAACAGAGGAGAAUAAAGAAAAGAAAGGGCUGGAGGGAGAAGAUGAUAAGGGCUUUCUGAAGGUGGAUCCAGAGUUAGUGGUGACAGUUCUGGGAGACCUGGAGCAGUUACUCUUCAGCCAGAUGAUUGACCCGGAAACCCAGAGAAAAAGAACUGUGCAAAAUGUCCUGGACCUUCGACAGAACCUGGAAGAAACCAUGACCAGCCUGAGAGGGGUGCAGCUCAGCCACAGCUCUGUGGAGGGGACCAUGUGCUAUGACAGCGAUGAAGCUGCCGCUUUCUCCAUUACCAGUCUAUCAAAUCGCUCCUCUCCACUGUCAUGGCGCCAGGGUCAAGCCAGCCCCCGUCUGCAGGCUGGUGAUGCUCCAUCAACAGGCAAUACCCAGUUAGAUGUUCCCUUCCGGAUCAGCCACACCUCUCGUAUCCAGCUCAUCGAAGCCUUGAACGACUCAGAUCCGUCCCUCCUUAAGGGAGAUUACCUCAGUGACAGUGAACUCUGUGGGAAGAGCCCAGAGGAAGAUGAUGAAGACGAUGGUGAUAUUGAUGAUCUGGGGAAUGGUUGGGAUGAGAGCAGUUCCAUCAGCAGUGGCCUCAGUGACGGCUCAGACAACCUGAGCUCUGAAGAGUUCAACACGAGUCCCACUCUCAACUCCCUUCCCACCACACCCAUUGGCUCCCGCAGAAACUCAUCCAUAGUGAUGCGUACGGAUGCUGAGAAAAGAUCUCUGGUGGAGAGCGGCCUGUCUUGGGACAGUCAUGAUACCAAACCCAGCCGCAAAAGCCAGGGCAGCAGCGUCUAUGAUUCUGGAAGUCUCAAGUCCGAAUCAGCCAAUAAAUGGAAAAAGAUGCAACCGCAGGGGAAUGGGCUGGACGGAGGGAGGGGGGAACUGAAGAAACCUCAGACCCUAGGUCAAGGAAAUGUGUUGAAGAAAGGAAGAAACCCACCAGUGGGAGUCACAUCCCCAAUCACGCACACCUCUCAGGGUGGGCUGAAAGUGGCAGGUGCAGUAAAGUCAGAUGGGAAGCCCAUGGACAAAUCCCGGUUAGCAGUGAAGAAUUCGAGUCUUCAGUGUUCUUCUUCUGAUGCUGGUAAAGACCACCGUAAUGGCACCAGUGGUGGUGAACAACGUAAACCCCCAUCUGGCCUGGUCCGUCCCUCUACUGGUGGAAACUUUGGCUUCAAGAAGCCUGUCACAGCUACCAGUAAUGGAACAAACAAUGCCACUACACUCACUGUGAUGAGUACAGGUGGCAGUGCCAUACCCAGCGGAGCUGGUGGAGGUGGAGGACGUAAGACAAGUCUAGAUGUUUCAAGUAGUGACCAGAGUGGUUUUUUGUCUCCAAAUGCCAGGACAUCUCUUCAGUACCGCUCUCUUCCUCGUCCUGCCAAGACAAGCACCCUGACUUUAACCCGGCCUAGCUCAGCUCGCCCAGUAAGCACGACCAUGGACACAGGCUCAGGACUGAUCAGACCCUCCAGCGCAGCGCCCCAAGGCUUGAGGCUCAAAGAGCUCACCACAGGGCAUGGUUCUGCUGCAGGGUUGAGUAAGGCAGGGGGUCGUGGGAUCCCAAGUCCCAGUCCUGUCAAUCAGACAGACAGAGAGAAGGAGAAAGAGAGAGCCAAAGCUAAAGCUGUAGUAUCUGACUCUGAGUGUGGGGGUGGGUCUCUUAAGAGCACCCCCUCUGAGAACGGAGGGAAGCUACAGGGGCUGAGACCUCCCAGCAGUGGCAAGGGUAUGGAUCUAUCCUCACCCAGCACACACAGAUUAUCUGGGGUACGUAGCCUGGUAAAGCCUCCAUCUAUGGCCCAGCUUGACAAGCUGAACUCCAACAGCCUGGAGGUGGGGGUACAGGACUCCCUGCCCCCAAAGAUUCCUCCCUACUCUAAGCUCCAGGAUCUGGCUAGCUCAGCCGGAGGCUCCACUAGCCCCUGCCUGACCCCCACUCCUGCCCCUUUGCUUAAUGUGAAUGCUUCAGCCUGCUUCUCAAGCUCUGAGUUGGGGCCCAGGCAGGUCUCUUCCCUUGGGGGCCAAGGGAGCAGUGGGAGUGCCUCUCCCUUGCUCUACCCUCGUCUGUCUGGGCUGCAUCGGAGCAUGGAGUCACUACCACUCCAGAUGAGUCUGGCCCCAGAGAGAGGAGAGGAGAGAGAGAAGGAUAGGGAGAAGGAGAAUCUGGUGAGAGGCUACACCACUUUAGAGUCCCGAGACAGAGUGAGACAGGAAAACAGUGAUUCCCCUACCAGCUGGAGCUCUGGAAGCAAAGUCUCACUGGUUCUCACAGACAGUUCUCAGAGAGACAGAAACACGCUGCCAAAGAAGGGUUUAAGUUUCAGUGGUGCCUCCCAGGUUGACGAUGAAGGGAAGGAGAAAGGAGAGAGGAGGCAUUCUCAUUCAAUUCUCAGUAUGACUGACUCACUCGCUCUUCCACUGCUGUCCUCACCCACCUCCCUGCCCCGCACCUCUAAGUCCAGUAUGGUACCCAGCCCUGUUGGCGGACCUCCCAGGAUGACUCGAUCCAACAGCAUCCCAGCACAUGACGCGUCAAUGGAACUGUAUGGAGCAUCUCCCCUGGGCAGCACACUGUCCCUGGCUGAACGCCCUCGCAGCAUGGGAAUGGUUCGUUCUGGAUCCUUCCGAGACAAGGAGCCUGACGAAGUUCAUGGCUCAGUACUCUCCCUGGCGUCCAAUGCUUCAUCAAGCUACUCUUCGGCUGAGGAAAGGAUUCAGGGAGAGCAAAUCCGUAAGCUGAGGCGAGAGCUGGAAUCAUCCCAGGAGAAGGUGUCUAACCUGACCAAUCAGCUCACAGCAAACGCAAAUCUGGUGGCCGCCUUUGAACAAAGUUUGGCAUUGAUGACAACUCGGCUUCAGAGUCUGUCAUUUAGCCAUGAGCAGAAGGACUCAGAGCUAAUAGAGCUGCGGGAGACAAUCGAGGCACUGAGGUCCAAGAAUGAAGAAGCCCAGGCUGUCAUCCAAGGGGCCUUAAACAAUCCAGACAUGAAAGAGCUACGAAUUCGACGUCAGAACUCAUGUGAGAGUAUCUCAAGUCUUAACAGCCUGACCAGUAUGUCGAGUGUUGGCAGCUUGAAGGACCAAGAUGCCAAGAAGAAGAAGAAGAAAAGCUGGGUCUUUGAGCUGAGGAGCUCCUUCAACAAAGCAUUCAGCAUUAAGAAAGGCUCCAAAACAUACUCAGACAUCGAAGAAAUCGCCACCCCCGACUCCUCAGCUCCCAACUCACCAAAGAUGCCUCAUGAGGAGGGAGGAGGAGAAAAUCAAUCUUCAUCCCACAAAACCUCAGUUUCUGCCACCUCCUCUGUGAUCAUGGAGACUGCAGAAGAGGGCGACAGUGAGGAAACAGCAGUGUCAGAGCUACGCUCAGAACUCUGGGACAAAGAGAGGGCGCUGACAGACAUCCGACUGGAGGCCUUAAGCUCCGCUCAUCAGCUGGAGCAACUCAGAGAAGCCAUGAACAAUAUGCAGUCAACGGUGGAAAACCUGAAGGCGGAGAAUGACCAUCUGAAAACAGGAAGUCAGCUCCAUGUCCCAGGCUCCCGUCCCACUUCUUCCACCUCUCAACCUUCAGGCUUGGCCUCUCUUCUGGGGCCGUCACUGAGGCAGCCGAUGAGUAUGUCCCUCACCAAAUCCUUCAGUCUCAGUCUGAAUGAUUGUAAAGAUCCAGAUGUGUCUCCAGCUGACAUGCUGAGUGUGUCUUCUCAGCGGGAUGAGGUGUGUGCGCAAAUACUGGUUCGUAUAGGGGAUCAAGCAAAGGGCGGUAAACAACAGCAGGAGUAUUACCUGGGCUCAGUGAGGGUCAGUGCGAAGACUGACUGGGCCAGUCUCGACUCUCUUAUAGCAAAGACCUUCAGAGACUACUUAACUCAAGUGGACCCAACAGCCAGCCUGGGUCUGUCCUGUGAUUCACUGCACAUGUACCAGCUGACCCAGGGAGGGCAGAGAGUGAUAGGAGGGAACAAGCCUCCGGCCUCACCGUUUUGUUGUCUCAGCAGUGGUUCACCCCGAAUAUUUGUCACCCUAAAAGGUCUUAGAGAAAAAUGUGUUGACUCACUGGUGUUUGAGACUCUGAUUCCUAAGCCCAUGAUGCUGCACUACAUCAGCCUGCUGCUGAAGCACAGGCGACUUGUUCUGUUUGGGCCCAGUGGCACAGGAAAGACAUACCUGGCUCAGCAUCUAGCGCACUACCUCCUACAUUGCAGCCGGACCGACUCCUCUGAAGCCGACCAUGAGCCCUGUCUCCAGGGUCGCAGCGCUGCUGUCACCUUCAACAUGCAUCGCCAGUCACAGAAGGAGCUGCAGUUGUAUCUGUCCAAUCUAGCGAAUCAGAUUGACAGAGAAAGUGGAGGAGAACUGCCCCUGGUUGUUAUCAUAGAUGACAUUACUGAUUCAGCAGCCAUCACUGAGCUUGUUAAUGGAGCGCUCACCUGCAAGCAUCACAAAUGUCCAUACAUCAUUGGAACGACCAAUCAGCCAGUGAAAAUGACAUCUAACCAUGGACUGCAUCUCAGCUUCAGGAUGGUGAUGUUCUCCAACAAUGUGGAACCAGCUAAUGGGUUCUUGCUGAGGUACCUGCACCGUAAAGCAGUGGAGGCCUACCAGAAGGAUGAGCAGGACUCAUCACACCACCAAGCUCUCUUCCAUGUACUCGACUGGGUCCCUCAGCUCUGGUACCACCUCCACACUUUCCUGGAGAAACACAGCACCUCAGACUUCCUUAUAGGUCCCUGCUUCUUCCUGUCAUGCCCAGUAUCAGUGGCAGAGUUCAGGCAGUGGUUCAUAGACCUGUGGAACCACUCCAUCAUACCGUACUUGCAGGAGGGAGCCAAAGAUGGCAUCAAGGUCCAUGGGCAGAAAGCAGUAUGGGAAGAUCCAGUGGAGUGGGUGAGAGACACCCUCCCUUGGCCCAAUGCACAGCAUGACCAGUCCACGCUCUUUCACCUACCUCCCCCCAGCAUAGGCCCACCCAGUGAGGAGAAGAAGCCUCCCAAAGAUACACCUCCUCCAAGCUCGCUGGAGGCAGACCCACUGAUGGCCAUGCUGCUGAAGCUCCAGGAGUCGGCCAACUACAUAGAGUCUCCAGAGCGGGAAGGCAGUCUGGAUGCCACUCUGCAGACGACACUCUGAGGAUAACAUAGGACUUUCAGUCGCACUAUGAAACUAUGGACUUUAUUAUUGCUGGCACAGCAAGCACAGUCCCAGUGAGACUUUAAAGACUCAGUAGUGAACUUUGCAGUGUGCUCACUGAGCAUUUACAAAGCUAAACAUAAUGGAUUUGCUGAAGAAGUGAUCAUGGAUGAAACAUUUGCUCGGCCUCGGUGUCAGAACAUAUGAAA